CGCCGUUCUUCAAGUCGUUCAAGGUUGUAAAAGGAAAGCGCGGUCGGGUUUGAAAGUCAGUCACUUUUUUUCAACAUAAUAAACACGAAAUUAUGAAAAAGAAAAGAUCUGUUGCUACCGAAUUAGUUCAACGUGCAUCAUCUAUAUUACCAGCAUUUACUGAUAUAUUUGAUGAAGAAACAUUUUAUAUAUUUUUUAUUUGCCUUGUUAUUUUAUCAUUUAUUAUAGCAUUUAGUAUAGCUAAAUAUUUUGAUGUAACAAUUAAAGAUGCAGAUUAUUUAAAAUUAACUAAACGACAAAAAUUCAAACGACACUAUUCAAUGAAUCAACAAAAAGAAAAAAAACAACAAAGAAGCUUAUUGAUUUGUUUUCUUUAAACUUUAUUAUUAUUGUUUUUCUUUUUGUUGUUUAUUUUAUCAUUAUUACUUUAGAAAGAACAAAAAAAAACAAAUAUCUCCCACACCCCAACCUCACCCUACCCCCCCCCCGCAACUAAUAGAUAAUGAUAGUUAAAGUCAAUGAUGUACUUUACUUUCAUCAAAAUAUACAAGGUAUUAUGUUUGUUUGUUUGUUUGUUUGUUUCCAUGAGUUGUAUUGUAUAUUUAUUCUAGUUAAUUGAAUACUCUUUCUUUAUUGAAUGUUAUUCCUUUCAUAUUUGUGCAAUAUCUCCAUGUAUUCUGUCUAUUCAAUGUGAAUUCAUUUCGUUUAUUCUUAUUGGCAAUGAAUUUAUAUAUUGCUUCAAGUUUACUAUGAUCUAAUAUUAGUAAUUAGAUUGAUCUGAUCAUGUUGUUAUGCAAGAAUUAAACAUUCGUUCAUUUACAUAAAUAAGAAAUGAGUAUGAUUGUUUUGUUUUGUUUUAAAUAUGAAAAGAAAUACAUAUGAUCCUUAUGCUCUAAUUAUCAAUCACGUAUAUAUAUUGUUUUAUCAUAUUUAUCCUGUAUAUAAAGACAUUAUUCAAGCAGAAGAAAAUGUUUAUCAUUUUAGUUGGUGGUCUUAUCUUCUAGCAUCGGUUGGAUUAAGAGCAGGGGGGGGCACCAGAUAUAUAUAUCCACCACAUAAUAAUAAUGAGAAUAGGAAGAGAUAAAGAAUAUAAGGUGUGUAUAAAAAGAAAAAAAAAGAGAACAAUAACGACCACAAAUUAGUGUAUGGUAGUGAAAUAAUAACAAUGAUGGGGGAAACGGAAAGGUACAGUCAGAAAGAAUUCUUUUACUUAAAGAAGUUACCAACACUUUUUAUGAAGAAAGUUAUAGCAGCAUCGCCAGUGGCUUCUAUUCUAAGGCAUAUCUGAUAACGUCUCUAGCCACUGUGUUACACUAUCUCUGAGACCCCAACCAAGGAGUCGUGAAUGAUCAAUAGAUGCCAGUUCUGUACAGCAUUCUUUCAUACCACAACACUAUUUCAUACACUGACCACUUCUCCGCUUUUUUCAACUGUUAUGUCCGAGUGGAGAUUAAAUUACAGGUAACUCCCGAGGACUAUUAAUGGACUAAUAUUCUAUAAAUAUUCUUAUUGUAUAAUUAUUCAACAAUUACAUUACAUAUAUUUAUAUUCCUCUUAUUGUAAGCUUUAUUUUGACCUAUAACUUAUUAUUGUACGAUUUACGGUUCUUAAGUUAUGUUCAGCUUAUUAACUACUGCCUCCCACAUCCACAGCCACUUUUUGGGCUUAUUUGUGUACAAAUAUUAUUUCCUAUUUUAUGGUACGUUGAGGUCUGUGUGAUUUAUAUAUAAACUAAGUAUGCCUGAAAUAAACGAUCUGCUCUGAUUCGGAAGCUGGUAUCUUGUUCUGGACUCAAGUGGAAGGGCUCGUAGGACAUAGGACCAAUAAGGACACUAAACUGCCCACACCGGUUAAACGUCAUUGGUUGGCCUAGUGUGAAGAUUCGUAUAAGUCGUAUUCGGAUUGGUAGAUAAGUCGUGUGACAGAAAAAACCAGACACCCAAGGUCAUAACAUCAACCAAUCCCAGAGUCGGUGAAUAAUACACGACGAGGAAUUCUCUGGGACGAUGUUUGUCGAACAUGUACAAGCCACCAAAGUCGAUGUUUCAAGAUAGUGACAUCAAUUGAAUUAUCGUCACUAUGUCCGAACACACGAUGCUCAACCUCUGCAUUACUAACAUGAUGUUGCCACUGGAUAUCAGCAAUCGUUCGGAGACAACGAUGAUCAAAUACAGAGAAUCGUCUAACAUCCUUAACUUGGAGAGGCCAGGUUUCACAGGUAUAGAGUAAAACUACUCUCACCAACGCUACUCUUAUUGCUUAGUAUUCUUGAACACUUUCACUCGAUAAG
Schistosoma mattheei is the source of this 2290-nucleotide messenger RNA. NCBI's taxonomy places the organism in Eukaryota, Metazoa, Platyhelminthes, Trematoda, Strigeidida, Schistosomatidae. The record is from the annotation of a GenBank genome assembly.